Phycodurus eques (leafy seadragon) is the source of this 4412-nucleotide messenger RNA. It is a transcript of the gene larp1b, whose product is annotated as La ribonucleoprotein 1B. Lineage: Eukaryota; Metazoa; Chordata; Actinopteri; Syngnathiformes; Syngnathidae. Gene Ontology annotation, biological process: mRNA stabilization; positive regulation of translation. Gene Ontology annotation, cellular component: cytoplasmic stress granule; cytosol. The transcript is spliced from 19 exons. The record is from RefSeq and is a predicted model, not a curated record. Bases 540 to 3587 code for a protein of 1015 amino acids. Gene Ontology annotation, molecular function: RNA cap binding.
CGCACACGAGUGGCAGACACUGCUAGGAGGAGCUAGGGGGAGUAGUUGGUAGCUCCGUGCUGCCUGCUUGGUGGCGUGGACUUCACUCACUCGGGAACGCGUCGUACUUUCAAGCGCUUCCGAAGUUCUUACGCCAAGUAGAAGGCCGCGCAACCCCCAACUAAACGCCCGGCUGACGGAAACUUUGCACCCGCGGGGUCGAAAAGAGACUUUUCGAGGCUCGCGGGCGUGCGCGGCGUUGAGGCGAGAGAGCUAGCCUGCUCGGUGGCUAACAGUUAGCGUCGACUUCAGCUAGGUGGCUAACACGUAGCGUCGACUUCAGCUAGGUGGCUAACACGUAGCCGCCUGGAGCCGCUUCGGCUAGCUGGCUAGAGAGCUAGCGAGCUAUCGAGCUCUCGAGCUCCAGCCUCCCCCCACCCCCCAAAAGUUGUUUACCUCGACUUGCGGAUGUGCCGGCCCCGCGAGCUUUUGUCCGCUGUUCUCUGGGACCCAAAGUUCACCCUGGACGAAAGCGCGGCGGCUGGAGGGAAACGAGCAGGAUGUCGAGCGAGCUUGAAAGCGGCCGCCUCGACUCCAGUUUGACAGCGGCGGCGAGCUCCGCCGCUGGACCCGCGCGGCAGAACCAGAACCCCCGCAACAAGCCCGCGGAGGAAGGCGAAGCGAGCGACGCGGCCAAGAAUGUCGUGGAGGCUCCGCCGCCCAAAGUCAACGCGUGGACGCGGAGGACGACGGGCAGGGUGCCGCUCCACGGCGGCCACUCGGCGGCCUCGCAAGACAGAGAUCAACAGAACGCUCUGAAGGUCGUCCGAGCCAACAAACCCAGAACCAGAAAAUCCAGCAAGUCCGGAGACUUUGGCGACAUCACAAACUGGCCGACGCCCGGUGAACUGGCCAAGGAGCAACAAAACGUCGUCAACGACGACGACGACGUCGGCGACGCCGGCAAGAAGCCCGCGCCGUCUCACCGGGACAAGGAGAAGAAGCGGGAGCGACCCGACGGCCGCCGCGACGGCGGCGGCGAGAGCAAAGAGAACCGCCGGACGCCCCGGCCUCGCGCCGAGCCGCCGCCGCCGCCCGACGAGGACGAGGAGGCGGGACGCGACGUCAAGAGCUCCGGCCCCAAGAAGAGAGGAGGCAACAAACGAAAGUGGGUGUCGCUGCCGCUGGAUGACGCCGCCCGAGAAGACGGCGGCGGCGGGACGCCCGGCGGGGCCCCCGCGCCCUCCGACGCGGAGCCCGGCGGCGACUCGCCCGACCCGACGUCGCCCCGCCACGCGCUGCGUAGCGACGACGACGACAACAGAGCGCACGACGGCGGCAGGAGUCGGAGGAGGGAGCCCCGCGACCCGGGAGACGACGCGGCCGGCGCGAGGAGCGACGGCGGCCGCGGGGGCGUCCGAGGCCGGGGCAGAGGACGCGGACGCGGCAGAGGUCGCGGCAGAGGUCGCUUCGAGUACUCGCAGGGUUACCGCGACGGAACGGACGGCUCGGACGCGGCCGCCGAACGCGGCGACGGCGGGAUGGUUUACUACUACGACGACGGAAACAAAGUACAGAUGUACACGGUGGACGAGAAGCUUCUCAAGGAGUACAUCAAACGACAAAUCGAGUACUACUUCAGCUUGCACAACCUGGAGCGUGACUUUUUUCUGAGGAGGAAAAUGGACGCGCAGGGCUUCCUGCCCAUCUCGCUCAUCGCCAGCUUCCACCGCGUGCAAGCGCUCACUGCCGACGUGGGCCUCAUCGCGGAGGCCCUGAAGAACAGCAAGGAGGUGGAGCUGAUGGACGACAGGGUCCGUUGCAGAGCGGACCCCGAGCGCUGGCCCAUUCCCGCGCCGCCCGCGGUGGGAUCGCCCAGGACGGACUUCUCGCAGCUGGUCCACUGUCCCGAGUUUGUUCCGCGACAGAGCGUCGCCGUUGCAAACACCGCUGCAUCGCCCGUCAAGGAGACCCCGACUGAAUCCGCAGAGCCUCAAGACCCCGUCGAGGGGUCCCGACCUUCCAGCCGGGAGCAGGCCCCCCCUACCGGCGCCCCAAAAGACGCCCCCGACGCCUGGAUCCAGGUGGAGAAACGUCACCGACACGCCUCCGGGAAAACAAAGGACCGCAGCGAGGCGCCGUACCCCCAACCCCGCCGGCACGCCGACGCCCCCCCAGAGCCCGAUCAGGAGGAGCUGGACUUCAUGUUCGACGAGGAGAUGGCCCAGAUGGCGCCGCGCAAGAACCGCUUCACCGACUGGUCGGACGAGGACGACUCGGACUACGAGCUGGACGACCGGGACGUCGACAAGAUCCUGAUCGUCACGCAGACGCCGCCCUACCUGCGCAAGCAUCCCGGCGGCGACCGCACCGGCAACCACGAGUCGCGCGCCAAGCUGACCGCCGACCUGGUCAAGGCCAUCAACGACGGCCUCUACUACUACGAGCAGGACCUGUGGAAGGGAGAGGAGCAGGCCGACUGCGCCAAGCAGGAAGUGGAGAGCUUCAAGAAGCUAAGCGUCAUCAGCCAGGAUGAGUUUGACACGCUCGCACCCAAAGCACCCGUGGACCCCAACCAGGAAGUGCCAUCCUUGCCAGCUGCCGUGCCCAGCGAGACCGAAAUGGCUCGCUCGUUGCCCAAAACGGUGCCAGAGUCGCCCUGCGCCCACCAACCCAGAACCCCGAGGACACCGCGCACCCCCGGGCGCCAGGACCCCACCAAGGCGCCGCGGUUUUACCCGGUGAUGAAGGAGAGCGGCGCCGUGGACGGACAGAUGCCCAGGAAGAAGAAGACCCGGCACAGUUCCAACCCGCCGCAGGAGGCGCACAUCGGCUGGGUGAUGGACUCGCGCGAGCACCGACUGCGUUCCGCCUCCAUCGGCAGCUCCAACGCGUCGCCCUCGGAAGGCGCGCCGCUGACGGGGAGUUACGGCUGCACGCCGCAGUCGCUGCCCAACUUCUGGCACCCGUCGCAUCAGCUGCUGCGGGACAACGGCUUCACGCAGCAGGGCUACCACAAGUACAGACGGCGAUGCCUGAACGAGCGUAAGCGACUGGGCGUCGGCCAAUCGCAGGAGAUGAACACCCUGUUCCGGUUCUGGUCCUUCUUCCUGAGGGACAACUUCAACAGGAAGAUGUACGAGGAGUUCAAGCAGUUCGCGCUGGAGGACGCCAAAGACAACUACAGGUACGGCCUGGAGUGCCUGUUCCGGUACUACAGCUACGGCCUAGAGAAGAGGUUCCGCUUGGACCUGUUCAAGGACUUCCAGGAGGAGACGCUGAGGGACUUUGAGACGGGUCAGCUGUAUGGACUGGAAAAGUUCUGGGCCUUCCUCAAGUACUCCAAGAUGAAGAAUCAGUCCAUCGACCCCAAACUACAAGAGCACCUCUCCCAGUUCAAGAACCUGGAGGACUUCAGGGUGGUGCCCCCCAUGGGAGAGGAAGGAGGCCAGAGGAGACGCCAGUCGGCGGCGGGGGACGAAGGCCGGCAGCGGCGGCGGCGGCAUCCCUCCAACUCUACCUCAAAAGCGCCACCGACGCACCGCAAAGACGGAGGAGCCCACAAGAAGGCGGACGAGUCCAAAGCGGGGAAGAAGGACACGGAAUGAAGAUGGCGAGCGUGCGCGCGUGUUCACCUGACAUGUUUGUCGUUUGCGGCAUUUCACUUCCAAGCCGGUGUCGGGAUUGGCUACGCAAACGUUUACAACCUCAAAUGCAUUCCCUGCAUUUGGAUCGUCACCUUUGCCAAACUCGACCGUCGCUUGAUCUGUAAACUACCAAGAUGGCUGCCUUCCUGUGCCUUAAUCUGCUCCGCCCAGUUUUAAGUCUUUUUUCUCUUGUUUUCAAAUUCCAUCAGAUUCAAAAAAAAUAAUAAUCACAAAAUAAGCAUUUGAAUUGUGACAAUCAAGUCCUCCCUUUUAAUUCAAACAUUUUAUGCCACCUGCAAGCUUUAAAAAGUCCAUUUUGACAUAAUUUAUUUUAUUUCUGUUUUUAUUGACUUGAUUGAUAGUGCUGUCAUAACUUUUCGCUUCUUGAUUGAUUAAUUUCUGCUGGAGUGAUGGGUUUGAGCUUUGCCACGUAAAUAAAACCUUAAGUCUUUGUACUUUUUUGCUCAAAGUUUACUUGAUAUUGCGCUUGAGGCUUUUGGGUGCUUUUAGAGCACUUAAAUUGCUUUUUAUUUUACUUAUUACUUCAAUGGACUUCAAAUGGAGGUUUUAGUUGAAUGAAAAGAAAAAAUGUAAAUACUAUAAAAAAAAAAAAAUCUUUGGCUAUUGAGGUAUUUGGGGAUUUUUAGGAAGUGCUUGAUUGUAGUUUGUUUUUUGUGAGCAUGUGUCUUGGGGGGGGGGGGGGGUAAAGUAUUGCAUGUUAGUACCUUGAAAUGUACUGUAAAAAAUGCCCAAAAAAAUGAAAUAAAAAUGGAUUGUAUAAAUGUA